Emys orbicularis (European pond turtle) is the source of this 1131-nucleotide messenger RNA. RefSeq names its product ribosomal protein lateral stalk subunit P0 (gene RPLP0). The transcript has 8 exons. Gene Ontology annotation, molecular function: structural constituent of ribosome; large ribosomal subunit rRNA binding. The record is from RefSeq and is a predicted model, not a curated record. Lineage: Eukaryota; Metazoa; Chordata; Testudines; Emydidae. Bases 113 to 1060 code for a protein of 315 amino acids. Gene Ontology annotation, biological process: cytoplasmic translation; ribosomal large subunit assembly; ribosome biogenesis. Gene Ontology annotation, cellular component: cytosolic large ribosomal subunit.
GUAUAAAUGAGGAGAGGAGGCGGGCGCGCUCCCUUUUCUUUCCCGGAGCUCUCGUGGGAGGUAACAGCUUGUCUUUAAACCCUUUGUGGCAAUCCUUGGAAGCACCGUCGAGAUGCCCAGGGAAGACAGGGCUACGUGGAAGUCCAACUAUUUCCUGAAAAUCAUUCAACUCCUGGAUGAUUAUCCAAAAUGCUUCAUCGUGGGAGCAGACAAUGUAGGAUCCAAACAGAUGCAGCAGAUCCGCAUGUCCCUGCGUGGGAAGGCUGUCGUGCUGAUGGGGAAGAACACCAUGAUGCGCAAAGCUAUCCGUGGUCAUCUGGAGAAUAACCCUGCUUUGGAAAAGCUGUUGCCUCAUAUCCGUGGGAAUGUGGGCUUUGUGUUCACCAAGGAGGAUCUGACUGAGAUCAGGGACAUGCUGUUGGCUAACAAGGUGCCAGCUGCUGCUCGAGCUGGUGCCAUUGCCCCUUGUGAUGUCACCGUGCCAGCCCAGAACACUGGUUUGGGUCCCGAGAAGACCUCCUUCUUCCAGGCUUUGGGCAUCACCACGAAGAUCUCCAGGGGUACCAUUGAAAUCCUGAGUGAUGUGCAGCUGAUCAAGACUGGAGAUAAAGUGGGAGCCAGCGAAGCGACCUUGCUGAACAUGUUGAAUAUUUCCCCAUUCUCCUUUGGGCUGAUUAUCCAGCAGGUGUUUGACAACGGCAGCAUUUACAAUCCUGAAGUGCUGGACAUCACUGAGGAGACUCUGCACAGACGCUUCCUGGAAGGUGUUCGUAACGUAGCUAGUGUUUGUCUGCAAAUUGGCUACCCAACCAUCGCUUCUGUGCCUCACUCUAUCAUCAAUGGGUACAAGCGAGUCCUAGCUGUGGCUGUGGAGACUGAGUACACCUUCCCACUGGCUGAAAAGGUAAAGGCCUUCCUAGCUGACCCCUCAGCCUUUGUGGCUGCUGCGCCUGUGGCAGCUGAAGCUGCAGCUCCUGCUGCUGCUGCUCCAGCCAAAGAGGAAGUAAAGGAGGAAUCAGAGGAGUCUGACGAGGACAUGGGAUUCGGUCUCUUUGACUAACUCCUGCCACACACUAACCAACCACUUCAUUAACUGGUUUAAUUAGAGAAAUAAAGUGCUAUUUUACACCC